CGGGGAGAGCGGUCGAUCGGUGCGGCGGGUGGGGGGAGCGACGCGUCGGCGUGCGGGAGUGCCUGCGGGAGUGCCUGCGGAGAGAACACCUCCUUUUUCCACGGCAGAGCCGUCCCGCGGCGCCACACACAGACAGACAGACAGACAGACAGACGACCCCUACGUAAUCUGUGGAUUUGGCCGCUGUGUGUGAUGAGCGUUUCAGCACGGUGCCUGUGCACGGGGGCGCUGGCUCUUGUAAUCUGCUCUGUAGCACACCAUGUCCGCCCCGCCGGAUGCCAAUGCCGCCUGCGACAACUACAAGAACACGAGGUUCGCCAGAGAGCUCGUGAACCAGCUGCUGCUGUUCCCCCGGCUCCGGGCGUUCGAGCACAAGCACGAGGCGUUGCUCUUCCGGUCGCUCUACUUCGCCCUCUCGGACCACGACCAGUUCUACGACUUCAUCUUCCCGCGGGAGAAGCGGCUCAUCCUGUACCCCCGCACCUGGGACGAGGUCAACCAGAACACCUUCAACAAGUCGUUCUACCUGGACCAGGUGAAAAACAAGUCCAGGGGCCACACGGGCCACAUCUGCGCGUCGUCGAUCCCGCAGGGCCGUCUGGUGUACAACUGCUACGACUGCGGCGUCGACGCCACGUGCUGUCUGUGCGAAGACUGCUUCAACAAGGAGGAGCACUCCGACCACAACGUCAGCGUCCACAAGUCGUCCGGCGACGCCAUCUGCGACUGCGGCGACGACAGCUCCUGGAAGGUCGACUUGCUGUGCAAGGCCAACGAGACGGAGGCGAAGCUGAAAAGCGCCCUCCCGCAGUUGCCGGCAAAGCUCAAGGAAAACAUUUCCAUACUCGUCCGCGUCCUCUUCGACUUCAUCCUCGAUGUCCAGCUCACCAACCUUUCGCCGCUCCCAGCCCUGCCGUUCCACAACCCGGCAGAAGACCCGGCAGACUUCCUCGCCCAGCUCGCCCACACAGACACCUUGCCUGCGUACACGGGCGAUCAGGAUGGCACCCACAAUGGCGUCUACUCCACGGAGAACGACGAGGGCCGCUUCGACGUCGUGGAUCUCGGCGACCUUCACGAAUAUUACUGCCUAGUCAUCUGGAACGACGAAUUCCACAACUUCGACCAGGCAAACAGCUUCCUCAGCGUCGCCUACCAGUUUUCCCCAGACUACCACGACGACAACCACCCCUGGUACGAGGUCUCCUACAAAGGCUACGCCGACUUCGACUUCAACAAAAAUGGAGUCACCCAAUUGGCCAGAAUCAUCGACGAAAGAGGAUUUGUCGUCUAUGCUAGAUCCAAGGAUAGGUCAGUGCUCGAGAAAAAGAUUGACAAAUUCAAAAAAUAUAAGGCGCUGGGCUACUCCGAACUACGCUAUUCCCUCAUCACGGCAACGGAAUACGUUAACUUGUCAAUAUGCCGUGCAAUCAUACUCUGGUUUGACGUCAUUCUCGAAAACGAAAACGUCCUUCUCACAGACUACAUUAAACAAGAGCUUUCCAAGGUCUUGUUUGAACCAGCGAAUUUCCACUUGAAGAGUCUCCCGCUCUUUGGCGACCUCAUUGAUACCCAUUUCCUCGUCAACGAAAACUUGGAAAUUCCCCUCUACAAAGAGGUCAUCAGUUCAGAUGCCACCUUCACAACUCCGAUACACAACGUCACAGUCGAAUUGGAUGACUCCCUUUCUCCAACAAACUCCCUCACCUACUACAAAAAUGCCUCCAGGUUACAAUAUCUCACCUUUUUUGAAAUGAGGUACCCGAAAUCGAUGAGAAAAUUGAUCAAAAAGACAAUUAUCCCGAUUAUAACGAACACCGCCGAUACAAGGUCGAAGUUUGCCCAACAGGUGAUGUCGAUCCUUACCACCCUAGAAUAUAAUGCAGCGAAAAAUGAUAGAGAGUGGCGUUUGAGCAUUUUGGAGACCUUCAGGCUUCAGGUGUACCAUGAUCCAAACUUAGGCACGGAGUUGUUGCGGUUAGGCUACUUGACCAACGUCCUUGAUAGCAUCCUUGCUAUACUCAUCAGUUCGUCCUCCUUAGUUAACGGGAAGUAUCACAUAGUGGCACAUGACUCUUGGAAAGUUCAGCGCACAGUAGAAGUUUUGUCCCAAGCUGUUGGAGGUUUAAGUGUGAUCUUAAACUUCCUCCAUGAAGGCCGUGAAGAACUUUUCAUUGACGAUUUUAUUUACAAACUACUACGUUUAUUCACAGCAUUUGAUGAGAUUUACAAACUGAAAAGAAAGACUGACAUCUAUGAAGAAUUCCAAGACCACAGAACUUGUGAAGCGUACCAUAACAGUGUCAGACCAAUGUAUACCGUGUCGCAAAGUCUUGCUAGGAUCUGCUAUGGUUUCAAAACUCCCAACGAAAAGGUGGAGAAGUCAAUUGCCCUCAUUUCAAGCUAUCUCAAGGCAAAGCCAAGAACAUACACAGAAUCGGGCGCUGUCCUAUUUAACAUCACGGAAGAUGGUGUUUCUAUGUCGCAUCCCGUGGGGGACCUAUUGGCCGAAUUGUCAAGAGGUUACAAAUUCUACACUCCAGAAUUGCUUUCAAAGUCAAUAUCACACAUAUCGCAUAAUCGUGAUGGAACCUCUUCAUUUGAAAUCGAUCCAGAAAAUGCAUUGACCAGUUUUGUCGGUGUCGCAGAUGAAAUGUUACAGCCUUGGGUUUUCCAUUCUCAAAUUUCGUCAAAUUUUUGGAUCAGAAAUGGUAUCUAUGUUACCUUUGCAAAUUACUUCUUCGAUGCUUACAAACCGGAAAAUAACUUAUAUAUCAUUCAACAAGGUAUCAUAACAGAUCAAUUACCUUUACAAGAUAUUAUCGAUAGAUUCAUGCUAGAGUCAGCCAUCUCAGGUGAUACUGAGUUCGAGUCGACAACCUAUGAGGAAAAAAUUCCAAUUAUUUUGCACGAAUUUAUGUCCUUGAUGUAUUAUCUUUUGACAUUCAGACAAUACUAUGACUCCAACCUUACCUACGACCAAUGCUUAAGCUUGUUCAACGAAUAUUGCAUUGCGUCAAUUCUCGCUCCUGCCCCAUUGAAGUACUCUGAGAUGGAAGAUUCUUUUCCUUCUUGCCCAAACUUUGAUGAAAUAUUGAAUCAAAUUACAACAUACGUUCCUCCAACAAGCUAUAAUGACUAUGGUCGUUACACUUUGAAGGAUAGCUAUUGGAAUAAAGUCGAUCCGUUUAGCUAUUUUCAUGGAAAAGUUUCUUCUUCCGAAGUGGAAGAAGCUGUGGUGAAAAAUCUGGCAAUUAUCAAAAAUAAAAAGGAAGAUGACGUUAUUAUUUCCCCCUACCUCUAUCCUUUGAGCGAAACAGAUUUGUUAAAGUUCCAAAAAGUUGGACAGUUUAUGAAAUCUGCGAAAUUUGUCAAAGUCUUAUACAAACUUCUGAGAUUUGCUGUUACCUCUGAAGUUGACUCUCAUUUGAAUAUGAUUUUACAGUUGAUUCACGCAAUUAUCCUAGAUGACGAGCUAUAUAACAAGGAAGAUUCACAUGGGUUGAAAUCUUUUGUGGAAAUUCCAAUAUGCAACUUGCUUUUAACAGCAGCAGAGAAAACUGAUCUUCCAAAGUAUGUUUCCAAAAAGGCAUCUACCAUUUUAGAAUUGUUGUUGUUGAAAGACGAUGAUGUUCUUACAUCUCUUAUGCUCUGCUUCGGUGAAUCUCAUAUGGAAGAGUAUAAAAAAUCUAAGCAUGGAAAAACCUUAGAAACUAAGCUUGAACGGAGAAGACGGUUGGCACUCAAGCGUCAAAAGAAGGUGCUGAAAAAGAUGAAGAAGCAACAGUCUGCUUUUGUCGAUAAUAACAAGAAUUUUUUUGAUGCUUCAGGUUCGAAAGACAAUGAUGAAAAGGAGAAAGAUCGUUCAGCUUCUGCUUCUGCAGGUUCUAAAGGGAAUGAGACAGAGACUAGAAAUUGCAUCAUCUGUAAAAAUCCAGAAACAAAUGAAUCCUUAUUUGGAAUACCUGCAUUAAUCUCCACUUCAUCUAAUUAUUGGACCAUACCCACUAUUGAUGAUGACCCUCCUUUUUUCAUGGUAAAAGAAUUCUCAAAGGCAAGUAUUUCACACCCAAAUGCCUCUGGUCAGUCAUCCUGUACCAGAGACAAGCUAGUUAUUUUUGGUUGUCCUCAUGGUAUGCAUUAUUCAUGUUUCCAAUCUAUGCUACACAAGAAGAAGAUGUCAACAAGCAAUUUCACAUGUCCGUUAUGCAAAGGAAAAUACAACAUUUUUGUCCCAUCUUUCAAAUUGGGGGAGAUUGAAGUUGAUUCUAAGGGAUACGAACCUAUUAGGUAUAAUGAAGAGCGUAUAUAUUCACACUUCUAUGGCGACAAUAUCUCCUCGUUAACCAAUCAAAUAUUUCACAAACCUAUUUCGAGUAUAUUAAGUGAAUCAGGAAGCAAAAAUUUUGAGAAUUUGAUGGCUGAACUACUCGAGUUGAAAGAUGAAAACCUUUAUCUCAAAAAAUGUACCCCUCCUUUCAAAUCAUUAUUGACAUCUUUCUAUAGGUACUCGAGAAAGGGCUAUUAUGUUCAAUUUUCUCUGCCAUUAUUGAUUGCCUCAACUUUAGAGAUGCAUGAAAUAGCUACGAGAAGUGAUCACACUAUUAUUAUCCCGGAAAUGUUGGACUUGGUUCUAAAAUCUUUAUUACAAUAUAGAAUUUUAACUAACAACGAAAAUCUCAAAGGUGAGAGAGAAAAGAAGAAGUAUUAUGAGUUUUUGCUAAACAACCCGUACUUAGGGUUCAUGGAGACAACCAUGCUUCUUUUUACUGAAAGUGAUAUUCCAUUGUCCAUAUGUGUCCAAUUCUCGUUGAUGAAGAGAGUCAUUUAUACAGCUUUUUCUUUAUUACAGAGGAAUGAGGUUAAUUCACAAAACUUGCAGUUUGAUUCAUUACUUGAUGAUGUUGAAGACAUACCAGAACAUUGUAUUUCCUACCAGUCGCUAAUAAAUAUACUGGAGUCCGUGGUACAGAACUCUUCGAAAGUUGAUGGCUUCAAAUUUGAUGGUUCUUUCGUCCAGAAGUUGUACAAGCUUAUCAAAACUAACCUCAAAAAUUUCGAGAGACAAGCUCAAUUCUUGUCUCUGUUUUUGAACACUCUCCCUCUUGAAGAAGGAGAAACAUUGUUACCUGAUUUGGAUGAAUUUUUGGCUAAUUCGCUGAAUCCUAAUAGCAAUGAGGCGGAGUUUCAAAAAUUACUUGUCAAGGGUAUCCCUAUGAGUUACCAUGAAAAGACUUUCCCAAAAUGUCAUAAGAGAGACAAUCAGAUUGAUAUCAUUGAGUAUCCUAAAGGUGUACAUUUAAUUGAGCUUCCGGCCAAAUUGAAAGAUAUUGCACUUACUGGAAUGACUAAGACUGAAAAGGUUGUUAUGGGAGAUGUUUAUGAGAAUUCACGUGUCGGUCAUGUCAAAUGCUCGAACAUAUGUUUGCAUUGUGGUAAGUGGGUACAUAAAAGCUCAGAGCAUGGUAGAGAAUGUAAAUUGAGUGGUUAUGGCACACUAUUUUUCACUCCUAUGAAAAACAGACUAACUCUGCUUAUCAGUCGUAUGGUUACUGAUAAAUCCUUCAUUAUUGAGUCGCCAUACUUGAAUAAGCAUGGAGAACCCUCUAAGGGCCUUGUUGGAUUAGGUGAUGCUGGGACGUUAAGUAGAGAGAGGUAUGAACAUCUUCAAAGAAUGUGGUUCAAUCAAAACAUCAUCGGCAGCUAUAUUCGUGACUCAACGAGAGAAUUCAGCUAUUUGCCGAUGGCCAGCAAUGCGACAAGCGAGGUUUAUAUUCCAGGGAUUUUUGAGCCUGCACCAGAUUCUAUGCCACCAGCAGCCCCGAACUCUGGAACUUUCAGGCGACUUUUAGGAUUCCCCGAUGUGAUGUUUGACCCCGAAAUAGCCUUGCUAGGUUUACGUAAUGUUGUUGGCAUUGAAGACGACGACGAAGAUGAUGAUGAAAUCGAGUUUUAUGAGAACACCGAUUACGUUAGUGACGAGGCCGAGUUUUUUGUUGCUCAAAAUCUUCCCGGUACAGGAGAGAGGAAUGCUGAAGUUACAAACUUUAUACCAUUUGGUCUCCCCCAAACGGCUGGCGAGGCAGACGAUGAUGAUGACGAAGAAGAUGAGGAUUACAACGAUGAAGGCCAUGAACAUGAGGAAGACGACGCUGACGAAGAAGAUGAGAGAGACGACCAUGGUGGCAUCGGCAACGCUGAUGAUGACCACGGUUUUCCGUCUACCACUGUUAGCGAGAAUGAAGGACAAGCUGGUCCAACUAUUGAAUGGCUUAUGCCAGAUCAGGAGUACAACAGCGACGAAGACAGCGACUACGUGGAUAGUAGAAUGGACGUUGACAGCGGCGAUGACACCGAUCAUGUCGUUUGGUGAUAUAAUGUUUAUUGUAGCGGUUAACAAGGACUGGUUGUAUUUUUUUGUGGAUGUGUGUAUAAUGUUUUAACGAAGAAAUUAACGCUCAUGUACCCGGAAACUCAACUAUCUAGGAACUUAUAUUGCAACCAUAGCGCUGCCGCGACGUUGGGUAGUUUAUUAGUUUCCAA
This is a messenger RNA of Pichia membranifaciens NRRL Y-2026, 6543 nucleotides long. RefSeq lists its product as hypothetical. Gene Ontology annotation, cellular component: cytoplasm; ubiquitin ligase complex. The record is from RefSeq and is a predicted model, not a curated record. Lineage: Eukaryota; Fungi; Ascomycota; Pichiomycetes; Pichiales; Pichiaceae. Gene Ontology annotation, molecular function: zinc ion binding; ubiquitin protein ligase activity. The coding region runs from base 260 to 6373 and encodes 2037 amino acids. The transcript has a single exon. Gene Ontology annotation, biological process: ubiquitin-dependent protein catabolic process via the N-end rule pathway; protein ubiquitination.